AUGGGGGAAAUCACCAUGAAGCUCGCAAUUCCGGCACUGCUGUUCUCCCGCAUCCUCUACUGCGACCAGUGCAACACAGGUGGGAAUCAGUGCGCACCUUGCCAGCCUUUUGUGAGCAUCAUCCUGAGCAGCUGGAUCCUCUUCGUCCUACCGAUGGUGGUUGUCGGGCUUGGCGUGCUGUUGGGAAAGACGGCAGCAGUUUUAACGUCUGCACCCAGCGAUUUCUCCCGGGGGACCGUUUGUGCGGUGGCCUUCGGCAACUCAACAGGUUUGCCGAUUGUUCUUUUGUCAGUGAUCUCCUUGGGCACUCCAGCCACUGGGAGUAUGGGCAGCAUCGACCCGCUUCUGCGCCUUCCAGUUUACUUAAUGCUCUAUCCCGUCCUUCAGUGGGGAGUUGGCCGUUACCUGCUCAAAGAAGACGAGGACUCAGAGAAGGCCGGACACAGUUUUGGGUUUCGGGCCAUGCUUGAACAGGCCCUGGUACCUCCUGUCAUUGCUGCGCUCCUGGGUUUGGUCAUUGGCGUAUCACCGGUGAGGGCAUGGAUGGUGGAUGUCACCUGGCUGUAUGAUGGCAUCUACAAGCUUGGGGAUGCAGCAGUGCCUCUGAACCUCCUUGUCUUGGGCAGCGCUCUCUCCAAAGGAGCAAACUUUGAAGCUCUUCCGAUCAGGGUGGGGGUUGCCAUCGUGCUCUGCAAGUUGGUCUUAAUGCCGCUCUGCAUGAGUCUCAUCGUCUAUGGGCUAAUCCGCAUUGGGCCCAAGGAUGCUUCCUUGUGGCUGGUUGCUUUGAUCGUCAGCUGCACGCCGACCGCCAACAAUGUCGCAGUGAUGGCUGAGUCAGGUGGCCAGAACAAAGAUGCCAUGUCUACAGCCAUCUUCUUACAGUACCUAGUUGCCCCCUUAUGCGUGGCGACCUCAAUUGCAUAUUUCAACAUGCUCCUUUCCUCCACUUGGUACUUGCCAGCUAUGUAG
Symbiodinium sp. CCMP2456 is the source of this 969-nucleotide messenger RNA. NCBI's taxonomy places the organism in Eukaryota, Dinophyceae, Suessiales, Symbiodiniaceae. The record is from the annotation of a GenBank genome assembly.